This is a messenger RNA of Styela clava, 1730 nucleotides long. RefSeq lists its product as uncharacterized. Lineage: Eukaryota; Metazoa; Chordata; Ascidiacea; Stolidobranchia; Styelidae. The record is from RefSeq and is a predicted model, not a curated record.
UUUUAUUUUAGCUAAAAACAAAUACUACCUAGACAUAUGGUGUUUAUAGCGAAAACAAACUAAAAAAAUAGUCCCGAGUAAUUGAGAUCGAUUAUACAAAAUUUACCAUAUUCUUUGUCCAACAAUGAUUGGGGCAAAGUAUUUCAUCCUGCUAUGCUUAGUAGUUUCGGCAACAGAGGCCUCAAGGGACAGAGACAAUAAUCGACGUGGAAAACUCGAGGCUGAAAAGAUUGCGGAUAAUAACGAACCAAACUGGAUGAAGCUUUGUAGAUGUGCUAAACCAGCACUUCGUAAAAUGCAAGCUGCAAUCACUGAAUAUACUAAGCAGGUUAGCAUGGGAAAUGUAAAACGGAGCAGCAACUACAGACCUCCAGCCUUAAACGAUGUUAUUGAAAAAGUUACAAAGAUUGCGUACGAUUGCACAAAACAGCCGCAAUGCAGAUGUCCGGAAGGAUAUUUCAAAACAAACGAUGGAUAUCAUUGUCUAAAAAUUUCAAACAAUCGCGUUUCCUGCCAAGAAGCUGUGAAUGAGUGUUCCAAAGAUGUUAAUGCUCGACUCGCCGUUGCCAAAGACCACGAAAGACUGACAGAUCUUGCCGAUUACAUCCGAGAGAUUGACCCAACAGACGAAUCCUUUUACUGGAUUGGUCUGUCCUAUAACAGAACAGAUGGUGGAAUACCUAUAUGGACAUGGGAUGAUGGUACAAAAGCCAGUUAUGCGAUUACACGGGAUCUUAAGAAUAUGGUGAAGAAAUCUUUGCAUCUGAGUAUGAGCACUGGAGAAACAACUCGAGCUCUCGAAAGAGUGGCUAUCAGCAAGAACUACAGGGGAACACAUUGGAAACAAGAGACAUGCGUGGAUGAAUCAUUUGGAGUGAAACACAAAUAUAUUUGCGAGUUUUUGAUGUUCAAAGUUCACAUCAAAGCAGUUUCAACAAAGCAGUCACAAGCAGCAAAUACAGACGGAAAAAUCAGACAAUAUUAAAUACUGAACAUUGAAUUGUACAUUGGAUUACAAAAAUAUUUUUUAAAUUGUAAUGGAAACUUUGUAUCUAAUAAGCUCGGAAACACUGAAAUUGUCAAGAAAUAAAUUCAGUAUUUUUCAAUGUCAAGCUUGUGAUUUUACAACGGGAUCCAUGGUAUGACAACCAUCUUUUUUUUGCUGAUUUUAAUUCGCCUAAAGUGGUUUUAUAUAUGAUACUUAUGCUAUUGAUGAGAAAUAAAUUACCAUUUGAACUGACCAUUUCCCAUAAUUAAUGUAAAAAUUGAGACAAUAAACCGAUCUUGAAGGCUGGAAAAGAUUUUUGAAUUUUCAUCAAAACAUGGGCCAUUUUUAAUUUAUUCAAUCUUCUAAAUAUUUGAUUUUCCCUCACUCGUGUUUAUUGGAUGUUUUUAGUUAACUGUUCACCUAAAUCAACUUGCAUAAAAAGAAAAAUAUAACAGUAGAAUAAUCUUGGCACUGAUAUUUUGAUAGAUGCGUUUUAUUGGAAUCGGAUUUCCCAUUAAAACUAAUCUUUUUGUGUAUACUAUUUAUAGAACCUUUUUACAACUUGCUUCCAGAAUCAUUUUAUUAAAUGCAGCCCUAUUCAAGUAGAGAAGCCCCCUACAGUAAACUAAUUUUAUAUUCAUUGCAAUGCAAAAUAAUUGUACAUUUGCUGCGCUAUGUAUACGUGAUUAUAAAACUGUUUGUGAAAAACAAUUAAAUCAGUAACAUCGUUGAAGUUAAAGUU